GAUUAGUCGUUAAUAUAAAUAGAGAUUAAAAGGUCGAUCGAGAUCAGUUCAGUUCUUCAAUGAACACAUUCAACAUGGAAUGGUUAUUUCUCUUGCUUCUGGUCACAGUGGCCAGUACUGCUAAUUCAUUAUUGGAUCACGAGUAUUCUAGAACUCGUCUAGGAGAUAACAUCGAUAAAGCAUCUGUUAAACUUUUGAAGGAAGCCUACCUAUCAUCAGAUGGUAAUGUGGUAACUUCACCCCUGGGUGUGUUAUUUCUCUUAUCAUUAUACUCUUCCGGCACCCAGGGUAAAACGAGGGAUGAAAUUACAGAACUGCUUGGCGCAACCGACUACAAAGAGAUGUUCGAUAGCUACAGCGGUCUAAGCAAUGAGUACGCUUCAAUGAACUCCAGCUUGUCAUUGGCCAACAAGAUCUACGUAGCCUCGGGGUACGACCUGAAUGAGGAAUUUCUAAACACAGCGCGCGCCUACAACACAGAGGUGGACUCCGUCGACUUCCACGAUGUAGAAAAUGCAGCACAUGAAAUCAACCAAUGGGCGAAUAAAAAACUAAGGGGCCUCAUCAAGGACCCCGUGAAGAAAACAUCUUUGGACAAAGACGCGUUGGUAGCACUUUUCAACGUUAUAUAUUUCAAGGGCCAUUGGCACGUUCCCUUCAAAGUCGAAUCGACCGAAAUAAAGAACUUUCACGUCAACAAAUCGUACACUAUUAAGAAACCGAUGAUGCACCUAAGUAAAUCCCUCUUCUUCCACGCGGACGACCAGCUCGGAGCUAAAAUGAUAGAGUUGCCGUACCAGGAACCCGGUUUUCGUAUGGUGGUGAUAUUACCAAAUGAAAUAGAUGGCCUCUCAAAUGUCCUGGAAAAGGUGGCACAAAAGGGACUAUUGGAGGAUGUGUUCGCUUUGAGUCCCGCGAGAAGGGAGGUCAAUUUGUAUUUACCCAAAUUCGAUAUCAAAAGUAGUCUGGAUUUUACUCAAAUAUUACCAAAGUUGGGAGUAAAAGGAAUAUUUACCGGAGGCAGCAGUGGCAUAGUUAAGGAUGCGAAUGUUGCCAUAUCAAAAAUAUUCCAAGAAGCAGUAGUGAAUGUGGACGAGGAAGGUGCUAAAGCUGGUGCAUUCACUGGGGCUGUAAUUGUUCCAUUGUCUACGAGGUACAGACGACCUCCUCCGAUGGAGUUUGUUGUGGACCAUCCAUUCCUUUUUACCAUUUUACAUGAAGAUGUGAUUGUGUUUCUUGGCACAUAUACUCAUUGAAUUCAAAAUUUCUUUUUAUUAAGUUAUAUUUUUGUUGUGUAAUAAAUAUUUUAUAAAAUAA
Messenger RNA from Papilio xuthus (Asian swallowtail), 1317 nucleotides. Its product is annotated as antichymotrypsin-1-like. The record is from RefSeq and is a predicted model, not a curated record. Gene Ontology annotation, molecular function: serine-type endopeptidase inhibitor activity. The transcript has 9 exons. Bases 60 to 1256 code for a protein of 398 amino acids. Lineage: Eukaryota; Metazoa; Arthropoda; Insecta; Lepidoptera; Papilionidae.